AAGAUUGUUCCAACAGCCAUCACACGGUGUCUAGGAACCUCGAUGAGAAGCACAACCGAUUCAACGUGUUCAAGUACAAUGCUCACCAUGUUCACAACGCCAACAAGAAUGAUAAACCUUACAAGUUGAAGUCGAACAAGUUUGCAGACAUGACGAACCACGAAUUCAAGAGCGCUUAUGCCGGUUCGAAUGUUAAGCACCACAGGAUGCUCUGGGGGAGCCCUAAAGGGAAUGGGACUUUCAUGUACGAGAAGGUAGAUACGGUCCCCCCAUCUGUCGAUUGGAGGAAGAAAGGUGCAGUCACCCAUGUAAAGGACCAAGGACAUUGUGUCUCCGUGAGGCUUCUGCGACCAUGGGAUGUCAGCCAUGUAUACAUUGUCGCUGUAAAUGUUCGGAUUGCCAAUGCUUUCCAGAAGUUGUAG
This is a messenger RNA of Camellia sinensis, 422 nucleotides long. Lineage: Eukaryota; Viridiplantae; Streptophyta; Magnoliopsida; Ericales; Theaceae. The record is from RefSeq and is a predicted model, not a curated record.